AUGACAACGGCGAGCUGAGCGUCUGAACCCGGAAGAGAGAGACGGAGCUGGAGCGGAGACACACAAACAAACAAACCGAGCUGAAAAAAACAUCAGAUUAAGCCAUCGGACCUUAUAAAACCGCGGUGAACGUGAACAUGGACGACACUCUCUUCCAGCUUAAGUUCACUUCGAAGCAGUUGGAGCGACUGGCCAAAAAAGCAGAGAAAGACUCCAAAGCCGAACAAGCCAAAGUGAAAAAGGCUCUCCAGCAGAAGAAUGUGGAGUGCGCGCGCGUGUACGCAGAGAACGCCAUUCGCAAGAAAAACGAGGGUCUGAACUGGCUGCGUAUGGCGUCUCGCGUGGACGCCGUGGCCUCGAAGGUCCAGACGGCCGUGACCAUGAAGGGGGUCACGAAAAACAUGACGCAGGUGACUAAAUCUCUGGAUAAGGCUCUGAACUCCAUGGACCUGCAGAAGGUGUCGGCCGUCAUGGACAAGUUCGAGAGCCAGGUGCAGAAUCUGGACGUUCACACCUCGGUGAUGGAGGACUCCAUGAGCUCCGCCACCACGCUGACCACGCCGCAGGAGCAGGUGGACGAUCUGAUCCUGCAGAUCGCGGAGGAGAGCGGCCUGGAGGUGGUGGAUCAGCUCAGUCAGCUGCCGGCCGGAGCCACGUCUCUGGGAGAGACGUCCACGCGCUCGCAGGAGAAGGAAGACCAGCUCUCCAGACGGUUGGCGGCUUUGCGUAACUGAUGGCGUCCAGAGAUUCAAUCAAACUUCUCCUGCGUGAAGGACUUUAUCAGGCCGCUGAUUUUUAUAACCCAGUCCAUUUAUGCACAUUAUCUCCCACACUUUACGAUAAAAACAAGCACUGUCUGUCCUUUAUCAGCUCUUUUUUCUCUGUAUCGCCAUCAUCAAAUGUGACCGUGCCUGUCAAAAGAGCGCAAGUCAUUUCCCCUGUUUAUUUCUGGACGAGAAAGAUCAGGAAACUCAUUUCUACUUUCGGCGAGGCUUCUGAUGGAGAGGAGCUGUUGGAUCUGUACUGACGCCGCGUUGAUUUACGUUUGCAUAUUUAUUUAAACCCGCUACAGACUGAUUUGUCGAUAAUGUUAAUGUUGGCAGAGCUCACGGUGUAGUGUAACAGCGCAUGAAACGCAGAGCCGCGCGUUAUUUUGCCUUACUGCCGAGCACACGCGUGUGAGUAGGUGCUUCUUGCGUUCAGUGCCUCGUCCUGUCAAACCACAAGAGUCUAUGAAUCUGCCCCAGGUGUAAACACCAGUCUUAUUUGGUUCCCAGCCCCGGAUCGGCUCGGUGUAGGGUUAGAUCGGUUUCCUCCAGGUGGUUUUCUUCUGUGCAUUUAUCAUGUAAAUAAAUAAAAUCAUUCUCCUGUAAGUUCUGAAGCGGAUCUUAUUUGGCAUGUUCCAGUGCCGCUGUUUUCAUUCUUUAGCAUCUUAGUCCGUUAAAUGUCAUUUGACGUGAUGAUGUUUACAGCUCGUUCAUCUAAACUGAACCCGUGGGUUGUCGUCGAAGGAUCCUCACUGUCCACGGGAGGCUUUGAUUCUGAGCUCAUACGGAGCCACAGAAACUCUCGUCAUCACCGUCCACUACAACACCACCGUUCUGCACCCAAGUGAUGCUGAUUUGAACCAUGGGACGGCAUAAAGUUGCGUUAGAUGAUUGAGAAUGAAAUAUGAGAGGAGACGAAAUGAGUGUUUUAUUUGGGAUGUGCCCGGUUUAGUUAUUCAUCUGGUAAAUGACUAGAUGUUAGAGAUGUUCCACUACACAUACAUGCUUUAUUACCAUUACUGUAUGUUUAUUGAAUGCAAGUACAUAAUAAAUUUUCUGAUCUUUCUUGUCUGAA
Labeo rohita (rohu) is the source of this 1842-nucleotide messenger RNA. It is a transcript of the gene chmp1a, whose product is annotated as charged multivesicular body protein 1A. The transcript has 7 exons. Gene Ontology annotation, cellular component: multivesicular body; ESCRT III complex. The coding region runs from base 138 to 734 and encodes 198 amino acids. NCBI's taxonomy places the organism in Eukaryota, Metazoa, Chordata, Actinopteri, Cypriniformes, Cyprinidae. The record is from RefSeq and is a predicted model, not a curated record. Gene Ontology annotation, biological process: late endosome to vacuole transport; endosome transport via multivesicular body sorting pathway; protein transport.